Messenger RNA from Sebastes umbrosus (honeycomb rockfish), 2672 nucleotides. RefSeq names its product vasodilator-stimulated phosphoprotein-like. NCBI's taxonomy places the organism in Eukaryota, Metazoa, Chordata, Actinopteri, Perciformes, Sebastidae. The record is from RefSeq and is a predicted model, not a curated record. Gene Ontology annotation, biological process: axon guidance; neural tube closure; actin cytoskeleton organization. Bases 296 to 1513 code for a protein of 405 amino acids. Gene Ontology annotation, molecular function: SH3 domain binding; profilin binding. The transcript is spliced from 13 exons.
CACCACAGGGAGACAGAGAGAUGGGAGGUGCGAAAAUAAGAAUUAAAAAAAAACGAGUGAAGGAGACGAGAACAGGAAGAGAGAAAAAAAACUGUCUAGGAAAUGAGAAUACAAAGGCAGAAGUGCAAGUGGUUAGUGUUAAACAGUGUCAUAAGAGAGAGAGAGAGCGAUGGAGAUGUGCAAGAACGACAGCAGGUUUCGUUGAUUAGACAAUAGAUGUGCUUGUGAGAGGGAGGAUUCAAGUUGAUGAGAAGAAACCGAUUGUUAAGUGAAACUUAGUGACUACAGCUGCAACAUGGGUGAGUCCAGUAUCUGCCAGGUGAGGGCGACGGUCAUGCUGUACGAUGACGCCACGAAGCGGUGGGUGCCGGCGGGAUCUGGCGGUACUUCCUCCAGCCGCGUCCACAUCUAUCACAACCCUGCGACCAACACCUUCAGAAUUGUGGGCCGCUUGCAGCAGGCCGACCAGCAGGUGGUGAUCAACUGUGCCAUUGCCAAAGGGACAAAGUAUAAUCAAGCCACACCAAACUUCCACCAGUGGCGGGAUCCCAAACAGGUGUGGGGGCUGAACUUUGGCAGUAAAGAGGAUGCUACUCUUUUUGCCACCUCCAUGAUGCAUGCAUUAGAGGUUCUCAAUGCACCGGCGGGCGCAGGCGCGGCUCAGAAUGGACCCUCUGCACAGGAGCUGGAACAACAGAGAAGACUGGAGCGCCAGAAGCAGGAACAGGAGGAGAAAGAGCGUCUGGAGAGAGAGAGGCAGGCCUCCGCUGCUGCAUCUGUCCUCCCACCUGCUCCUCCUGCCCCACCAGCUCCACCCUCUCCAUCAAUACCCCCACCACCUCCAUGCCCACCACCUUCCUCGGGAGCAUGCCCACCUGCACCUCCACCACCUCCUGCUGGGGGCAUCCCACCUCCACCACCCCCACCCCCUUCUGGAUUACUUGGAGGUGGUGGUGGAGGCGAUCUGUGUUCAGCUCUGAUGGGAGCCAAACUGCGUAAAACCGCCAAGGAUGAAGAAGGCGGAGCAGCCCAAUCCCCCAAACCAGCACCUUCAUCUGGUGGAGGUGGAGGUGGAGGUGGAGGUGGAGGAGGUGGUCUAAUGGGAGAAAUGAGUGCCAUCCUUGCUAGGAGGAAGAAAGUUACUGAUAAUCCUGCUGCAAAACCUCCCGCGGGGGAUUCUGACUCCUCAGCAUCAAAAUCAUCAGGGCCAGGAGAAGUCAAUGAAAAGUUCAAAGACAAAUCUGCCACCAUGCCAAGGCCCAAACCCUUAACCAACAAUCAAAAGGACUCCAGCUCCUGCACUUCUCCGUCUUCUAACUCCAGCACUAACCCAGUGUCCAGGAUGAAGGUGGUGAAAAGUAACUCAGAUGCUGCAGGAAGUGGUAGUGAUCUGGAAACAAUCAAACAGGAAAUUCUUGAAGAAGUGAAAAAAGAACUUCAAAAAGUGAAGGAGGAGAUUAUCGCAGCAAUGAUCCAGGAGCUGCACAGUGCACAGCCAAAGGGUGAAGACUGAAAGACUGAAGAAGAGAUCAAGAGAAUAAUGACUAGAUAAGAAUGUUUUAUCAUGCAAUGCUCGGGCAAUUUACAUAUUAUUUUACCUGACAGAAAUUGUGCUAUUUUUUACAAACUCAAAAUAUGCAAUGCUAAUGUAUUCAUCUCUAUUUAUCAUUGUGUCAUACAGUUUAGAGCCCGACCGAUACUGGAUUUCUGAGGCCAAUACAAAUAUUGAUAUUUAAGAGUAACACAAAUCUGAUAAAGAUAUAUCAGCGGAUUUUUUUUUUUUUUUUACAUGAACACAUGACAUUCACAUUCUACAAUAUACUUACCAGGAUAUAUUGCAUUUGAAAAAAAUAAACUUGUUGUUCGCUGAUGGACUGAUGGAUAAUGGAGACGCUUCUAUAUGACCUCAGACACAUCUCUAUAUGCAACAGGAAGAACAAACUCUUCCCCCGCUGCAGGGUUCUCAUGCUGUUGUACUCAUUUAUGUGCUCACACCUGCAGAAAAAGAAUAGUUCAGUAAUCCACCACUGGUGGAGGAAGUACAUUGUAAGUCUUGCAUUACAAUAAAUGUCUUUUAAGUAAAAGUACAGAAGUAUUAUUGGCAAAAUAAAAGUAAUGAGUAUGGAUGCAUUAAGGUGUGAUUAGCAUUUUAGUAUUGCAGCUUGUUGGGCUAUAUCCCUGCAAUGCAUUUGAUUGUAUUUGGUUAUGUUUUGUGUGUCAAAUUUGAAUCCACAAAGUUAUUAGUAAUAUAGCUGUCAGCUGUAGUGAAGUAUAGGUAUAAGUUGAAACAGAAAAACUCAAGUAAUUACCUCAAAAUUGUUCAUAAGUGCAGUAUUUUGGGUACUUAGUUACUUUCCACCACUGUAUCCCAUAUGUCUGAGAUUGCCUUGGGGCUGGUCCUGACUUAUUUCCUGUCUUUCACUUUCACAAACCACAUAAAGUCCAUUUAUUUCAUGCAUUUGUUUUUGUUUCAUAGUUCCAAGGUUCCUUUUGUUGAGCUGAAGAUGCACAGCAACCACAAUAAUAUCACAACAGCUACAAGUACUAAUACAAAUAAGACUAAUAACAAUAAUCAAUAGCAGUGGAUGUAAUAGAGUGAUGUAUCAGUAAUAAUAGCUGUAAUAAUAAUAAUAUCGAUAACUACUACUAAUAAUAAACAACUCUCCAGUGGC